AUGGAUUUAGGAUGUGGGCAUGGAUUAUUAGGCAUUUAUGCCCUUUUAAAAAAUGCCGCAUAUGUUCUUUUUUAAGAUUUCAAUUACGAAGUAUUAAGUAUAGCAGUUCGAAUGAAUUUAGAUUUAAAUAAAGUACAGAAAUUGGACGAAAGAGUGAUUUAUUUAUCAGGAGAAUGGAAUGAUUUGGACAAAAAAAUAGACCAAUAAUUAAACGAAAUACAAUUUAUUGAAAAAAAUAUAAAAUUAAAUUCGUACCAAAAAUAAUUUGAUAUGCUCUUAAUGUCUGAAGUAAUAUAUAAUGUUGAAAAUUACGAAAAAGUAAUUAAUUUGGUACUUAAAUUUAUGAAAAAAGAUGGUGUUUCUAUAUUAGCAAACAAACUUUAUUAUUUUGGAGUCGGAGGUUCAAUGCCUGAAUUUAAAUAAUUCGUAUUAAAAUAUUACUUGAAUAUAAUUUUUUUUAUUAUUUCUACUGUUGUCAUUUUUUAAGUAUUUUUUUAUUGA
Molecule: messenger RNA, 501 nt
Organism: Ichthyophthirius multifiliis
Lineage: Eukaryota; Ciliophora; Oligohymenophorea; Hymenostomatida
Product: SAM dependent methyltransferase, putative
Exons: 3
Source: RefSeq, a predicted model, not a curated record